Molecule: messenger RNA, 8065 nt
Organism: Lagopus muta (rock ptarmigan)
Lineage: Eukaryota; Metazoa; Chordata; Aves; Galliformes; Phasianidae
Gene: ZMIZ1
Product: zinc finger MIZ-type containing 1
Exons: 24
Coding region: 528-3704 (1058 amino acids)
Biological process (GO): protein sumoylation; regulation of transcription by RNA polymerase II
Molecular function (GO): SUMO ligase activity; zinc ion binding
Source: RefSeq, a predicted model, not a curated record
AAUGAGGACAGUAAUAGAAGGCUCAGUGCUGGGUAGAGCACCAUAAAUCAUGAGGCAAAAGCAGUAAGAGCUCUGACAAAUCGGUGAGCAGCUGCAAACAGCACUUUGCAGGAAAUACCAUUGUGCUGAGGAGGAAAACAACACCCUGCUCCUUCCCCUUGGCUCCUCCUCCCCUUCUCCUUGCUGAAUUAGAAGCUCCGGGAAUGUUCUAAUUGGCGGCGGCCUCUUCAAAAGAGUCUGAAUCUGGUUCUGAGCAAGUCUUUGCCUGGUGUGGUGGCAGGGCUUGGCCCAGCCCAGCCUCUGAGCAGGUUGUGAGGCGAAAGCACGGAGCAGAUGCUGAUGAGGACUGUGCCAGUGUCCUUGGAAGAAGUUUGGACCUGAUUUGCAGAAAGGGAAAAUGGAUCUUGUUAUGUGAGGGCACUGAGGAAACCGGCCCCAGAUACCGAGAGGAAGAAAGGCCGGUGGGAAAUAUUCAGAUUGAGGGAUUUUAAUGGCUUUCAGGUAGAAGCCAAGUGGAGACAAUCAAAAUGAACUCUAUGGACAGGCACAUACAGCAGACCAAUGACCGGCUGCAGUGCAUAAAACAGCACUUACAGAACCCUGCGAACUUCCAUAAUGCAGCUACAGAGCUCCUGGACUGGUGUGGUGACCCCAGAGCCUUUCAGAGACCGUUUGAGCAGAGCCUGAUGGGUUGUUUGACGGUGGUGAGUCGAGUGGCAGCUCAGCAAGGAUUUGACUUGGAUCUUGGAUACAGGCUACUGGCAGUAUGUGCAGCCAACAGGGACAAAUUCACUCCAAAAUCAGCGGCGCUGCUCUCGUCGUGGUGUGAGGAGCUGGGACGGCUUUUGCUGCUUCGCCACCAGAAAAGCCGGCAGAACGAUCCUCCAGGGAAGCUCCCAAUGCAACCCCCCAUGAACUCUAUGAGCUCCAUGAAACCCACCCUCUCUCAUAGUGAUGGGUCUUUCCCUUACGACUCUGUUCCCUGGCAGCAAAAUACCAACCAGCCUCCAGGUUCCUUAUCAGUGGUCACCACGGUAUGGGGUGUGACUAAUACCUCUCAAAGCCAGGUGCUGGGAAAUCCAAUGGCAAAUGCUAACAACCCUAUGAACCCAGGAGGAAAUCCCAUGGCUUCUGGGAUGACUACCAGCAACCCGGGAAUCAACUCCCCUCAGUUUGCUGGACAGCAGCAACAGUUUUCAGCCAAGGCAGGCUCCACUCAGCCGUAUAUACAGCAGGGCAUGUAUGGGCGACCCAACUACCCUGGAAGUGGAGGCUUUGGUGGGAGUUACCCUGGAGGCCCCAAUACUCCCGCAGGGAUGGGCAUCCCGCCGCACACCAGGCCACCAGCUGAUUUCACCCAGCCAGCAGCUGCUGCUGCCGCUGCUGCAGUUGCAGCUGCAGCUGCUACAGCAACAGCUACGGCAACAGCCACUGUAGCAGCCCUUCAGGAAACACAGAAUAAGGACAUGAACCAGUAUGGACCGGUUUGUUCCUCUUUCCAGAUGGGUCCAACUCAGGCUUACAACAACCAGUUUAUGAACCAGCCUGGUCCUCGUGGCCCUGCUUCAAUGCCAGGCAACAUGAACCCAGCAAGCAUGGGAGCAGGAAUGACACCUUCCAGCAUGAGUGGGCCACCCAUGUCCAUGAACCAACCUAGGCCUCCUGGAAUGAGUCCCUUCAGCACCCAUGGGCAGAGGAUGCCUCAGCAAGCCUACCCAGGCCCACGGCCUCAGUCUUUGCCUAUACAGGGCAUAAAGAGACCAUACCCAGGAGAGCCAAAUUAUGGAAACCAGCAGUACGGACCAAAUAGCCAGUUUCCAAACCAGCCUGGUCAGUAUCCCACUCCCAAUCCUCCAAGACCCCUUACAUCUCCCAACUAUCCUGGACAGAGGAUGCCAAGCCAGCAGAAUACAGGGCAGUACCCUCCUCCAACAGUCAACAUGGGGCAGUAUUACAAGCCAUCAAGGCCUGUACCUGUGGCAAAUUACCCUCAUUCACCUGUUCCAGGAAAUCCCACGCCACCUAUGACUCCAGGGAGCAAUAUUCCUCCAUACCUGUCACCUAACCAGGAUGUCAAACCACCAUUCCCACCUGACAUUAAGCCAAAUAUCAGUGCUUUACCACCACCUCCAAAUGCUAAAGGGAAAGUUCAUGCUUUCUCUCCCUCUUCGAUCCCAGCCAACCACAAUGAUGAGCUGCGUCUGACAUUUCCCGUGAGGGAUGGUGUUGUGUUGGAGCCCUUCCGGCUGGAACACAACCUGGCAGUCAGUAACCAUGUCUUUCACUUACGGCCAACUGUUCAUCAAACGCUGAUGUGGAGGUCUGACUUGGAAUUACAGUUCAAGUGCUAUCACCAUGAAGACAGACAAAUGAACACAAACUGGCCAGCUUCAGUCCAGGUCAGCGUUAAUGCAACCCCACUUACCAUCGAACGUGGUGACAACAAGACAUCUCAUAAACCUCUGCACCUAAAGCAUGUCUGCCAGCCAGGAAGAAACACGAUUCAAAUUACAGUCACAGCAUGUUGUUGUUCACACUUGUUCGUGUUGCAGUUAGUACACCGGCCGUCAGUUCGCUCUGUACUUCAAGGUCUACUAAAGAAACGCCUCCUCCCAGCAGAACAUUGUAUCACCAAGAUAAAGAGGAACUUCAGUAGUGUAGCAGCUUCCUCUGGCAAUGCAACACUAAAUGGGGAAGAUGGAGUAGAGCAAACAGCCAUUAAAGUGUCUCUGAAGUGUCCGAUCACAUUCCGGCGGAUUCAGCUCCCAGCAAGGGGUCAUGAUUGCAAGCAUGUACAAUGCUUUGAUCUGGAAUCUUACUUACAACUGAACUGUGAAAGAGGAACUUGGAGGUGUCCAGUAUGCAAUAAAACUGCUCUGCUGGAGGGCUUGGAGGUUGACCAGUACAUGUGGGGUAUUCUCAACGCUAUACAGAACUCAGAGUUUGAAGAAGUUACCAUUGAUCCAACAUGCAGUUGGAGGCCAGUCCCUAUAAAGUCAGAUAUUCACAUCAAAGAUGACCCAGAUGGCAUUCCCUCCAAAAGAUUUAAGACCAUGAGUCCAAGCCAGAUGAUCAUGCCAAAUGUGAUGGAGAUGAUUGCAGCUUUGGGUCCUGGACCAUCACCUUACCCAUCCCUCCCACCUCCUCCAGGAGGCAACAACUCCACCGAAUAUGGAAACCAAGGUAACAGUUACCAAGGUCAUGGCAAUUUUGAUUUUCCGCACGGGAAUCCUGGUGGAACAUCUAUGAAUGAUUUCAUGCAUGGGCCACAGCUGUCACAUCCCCCAGACAUGCCGAGCAGCAUGGCAGCUCUCGACAAACCUCUCAGUCACCCUAUGCAGGAAUCUAUCCCUCAUCCCGGCAGCACUGAUCAGUCCCAUACUUCCAUGCAGCAAGGUUUGCACGUCCCUCACCCCAGCAGCCAGUCAGGGCAGCCAUUACAUCACAGCGGGCCUCCCAGCCAGCAGUCCCGGCAGCCGCCCCCGGCCGCUUCUGGCAACCAUCCACACAGUGACCUGACCUUUAAUCCCUCCUCAGCCUUAGAGGGUCAGGCUGGUGGACAGGGAGCACCUGACAUGCCGGAGCCCUCGCUGGAUCUGCUUCCAGAACUCACAAAUCCAGAUGAGCUGCUUUCGUACCUGGAUCCUCCUGAUUUGCCAAGCAAUAGCAAUGAUGACCUUCUGUCUCUCUUUGAGAACAAUUGAACCCACAUGUAUUCCCCCACCCCUUUCACUUGUUCACACGUGUGGCUGCACAGCGAGGAAUCUUAACACUCCUUUUCCACAAAAGAAGAAAAAAACACCUCACGAGUUGAUCCAGUGGUGCACUCCCUGCUUUCUUCAUCUCAGAACUGCUUUUGUCAGCUUCAAAAACUGUGAAAGUGCCGGGAGAAAAAAUACACAAAAAACUACAGUAAUCUCAGAGUCCGCCAUGCUAUGCGUCACAACAAAACACAGACAGUUGUGCAGCUAUUGGAAACCCCGUUUGUUGUUCAUCCUAUAGAGAGAGAGUUCUGUGAUAAACAUAGUGUGAAGUAUCUUGGCAAAAACAAAUCUUGGCAAGGGAAGAAAAGGCAACAAAAUGGAACUGUCUUUAAUUGACCUGUCUCAGAGUGUCCUUCCAACGCAUGUUCUUCCAUUUUUUUGAAACCAUCUCCCUCCACCCUGCUUCUCCUCUGUCCCUCUCCAAGCACAAGUUUGUGUUGGAGUAAUUUUUCUGGCCACACACAAAACAAAAAACAAAAACACAAACAAAGCUCCAGAAAGCACAGAUUGUACAGUAAAAUGGCAAAGGUAGGGAAGAAAUACGAGCCCAUCAAGAGGGUGACAGCAGUUUAGUAAACACGUUGUCAGUAAUGGAGUCCUGAGCAUCUCCAGGCCGCAGCCGCAUGUGUUUGGACUUAGAAAAGUUCAGGAAUCUUAAACACUUCUUUGCAAAGGAUUCCUCUGUUCAAACACACACAUUGGAAGCACAUGGAAAAAAUAAAAAAUACUUUCAAUGUUUAGGGUUUUUCUGUGGUUUGGUUUCAAAUCAUUACCGUUUGUGGCUGCGUUGACACCCACCUGUCAAGAUUGUUGUAAGUGGUCUUUUUGCCAUUUAAUUCAUACAGAAUGGAAAAGAGAGGGAGGGGGGAAUGCAAACCAAAACUCUCAAUUAUUAACCUACAGCCUUUGCUUCCUGAGCGUUUGCAUCACUGUGUGUGUUGCACAACACAUAAUAAGACAAGCUAGGUCAAAGGCAGAUAGGAAAUCGUUGCAGGAUGAGGGAGAGUAACAUCACGAUCUGCAUAAUUAUUUUUCAUAAUCAGCUUGAAGAGGGGCAUUGAAAUUGGAUAGACAUAGCUUCUUUUUUAUUUUGCUUUGCGUUCUGUUUUCAUGACUGUUACAAAUAAUUCAAGCUUUCUUUUCUCCUCCUUCGGUUUCUUUUUUUAAACCUUAGGUACCAGGAAGAAAUUGUUCUCAUGAAGGAAAGGGCAUGGGGAGGAAAAAUGACUUGGUAGAUUGCUGCUGCCCUCAAGAGACCCUAAUGCCACUAUCACUGUCUUGCCCCUGUGAUCCGUGCUUCUCGUGUGGUUGCUUCUCCUGCAUGAGCUUCCUAUUGCUUCUGUGCCCAUUUCUGUGCUCUUUGUCUCUCUCUCUCUCUUUUAUAAAUUAUGUACAGUAGCUGUGUAAGAAGUGCAUGUGUGCCAACUUUGCCCUCGUGGUGCAACAUUUCAGCUUUUGCCCACUGUGGAGUUAUUGGUUAAUUUCUUUUUAUUACUAAAGCAAAUUUGACCUACUCCUUUCCUCAUCCCAAACCCAAUCCAGUAACUUUUAUUUGCUCGCCACAACACAUUUUAAACUUAAGUGCCAGACAAAUUUUGUUUGUUCCCAUCUGUUUGACUAGAGUUUCCUAGCCCUCUGUGUUCAGUUUGCAAGCUGUAAAUGGCAUGCUAUGUGCUUACAACUCUGGAUUUGCUUUCCUCACCAAAGUCAUGUUUGUAAAUUCUUUGCAGUUCUUGUUUUAUUUUGCUCUUUGUUAACAUUUCCCACUACUGCUGUACAUGCGUCGUGAUAUAUAUAUGCUAGUCAGCAGCACCUUGCUGUAGAUAUUAAAGGAAAUGGCGGUUUAGUUCUUUUAUUUUCCAGUAGAAGUAUUGAAUCUGUCAAACAUAUUAUGUAGAGAUGGUCCCACACUUAUAUUUUUCCUGUUUCAAGUUUUUUUAAGAAAGGCGCUGUUCAUUAUGCAAAAUCAAUUAUUUUAAGAAUUGCUAUUGUAAAUAUCUUUGUGAAUAUUUUAGUAUCGUCUUUGAUAAUAUUCAACAUUUUCAUGAUCUGAUUAUACUUUUGCUGGUGUUUUUAAAUACCUUGUCUGAAAAAAAAUAUAUGGGUCCUUUUUUAACAAAAAAAAAAAAAAAAACAACAACAAAACAUUGAGGGUUCUUUAACAGAAUAAGGGAGGUUUUUUUUCUUCCCCCUUCCCGCCCCUCUCCCUCCCCCCCCCAACCUGUUUUCUUUUGAAAAGUUAGCCCAAACUUCAUAUCCAUUUACCUGAUGAAUGAAAUGAUAUGUCAGACAGUACCUGGACAAUCAGGGCCCAGCUCUGUCAUGGAAACACAGUAAGAAGUGAUUGCCUAGGGCAAAAAUCCCAUCACCCAACCAACUGAUGUUCCCUGCCCAUGUGGUGCCUGUGGGCUGGUGACAGCAGAAGUUUUGUCCCUUUGCCCCAGUGAGCAGGACACCUAGGAGCAGCUGUCUGAACGGGUGAAGAAGCACUAAGGCAAGCAGCGAGUACGUAAGGUACCGUAUUUCUAUCACUGUGCUGGUGUUCCAGCCUGCAGAGCUGGGCACACUAACACGAAGGGAUGCUGGUGGGUGGGGAGGGAAACAGUAUAGUACAUUUUAUUCUGCUUAGAAAUGUCUUUUUUCUUAUGUAGGCUUGACAACCUGUAGAGGAUCUCUGCAGAAUAUUAAAGAUACCUUGGUAUAAUACACGGUAACACGGUUGUGGUGUGGUGCUGCUGCCAUGCCAACACUAGGAAAGACCAUUCUUCAGUUACAGAUGUGUUUUGUAGCCAUUUUACUGUAGUAGUUUUCCCCUGUAUUUUUGCUGCAUUGUUCAUAUAUGUAUUGAAGUCAUUUUCAGGGGUGAUGAAUGAUAAACUGACAUUAUGCCCUUAGGGUUUUGUUUUGUUUCAUUUCGGGGGAAGUUUCUUAAGCCAUAGGUUUUGGAAUAAAGAACAUUUCUCAGUACUAGAUGGAAUGGGUUGCUCAGAUUUUUUAAUUGAUUCUAUUUAAUCCACUCUUCAUUGUUUCCUGAGCAGCUAAGUUAGUCACCUGAAAUUGCUUUUCUCUUAAACACAGCGUUAGUAUUUUAAACCAGGUAUGUUAAGAAUUGACUUUUUGCUAACUGGUAGUAUUUAAAAUGUAUCAUCUGAAAGUACCUGCUGGAAAGAAUAAAGGGAAAAAAAAAACAAACCCACAUAGAUAUUAGCAAUAUGUUUGGAGCAGUGUUUGCAUCUGCUUUGUACAGUAAUAGAGCAUUAAAGUGGAUGGUUGACAUGUCGGAGCUUAGAGGAGCGUUUGGUUUCUAAGCAGAACUUAUGAGAGAAAACACGAUUUUUACCCAUCUCCCAAAUGUUGGACAUACGAGACAGUUUUAAAACUAUGUCAGCUAAAAUCAGGUACUGUAUAGUAGAUUCAGUAUGGAAAUGCUUCUAAAUGAAAAUUUAGUUAUUUUUUUAUCUGUUCACUGCCGUAUUAAAUUUUAGAGAAAAAGCCUAGCAAAUAGGGUAAUCACAGUCAUUUCUUUUAAAGCUUAAUUAUUGUAUGAAAUUCCAGUAGUAUUUUUAUUCUUCUUUUUUUGUUUGUUUACUUUUUAAUUGUUUCCCUAUGGAAGUUCAUCUGGGAAAGAACCCACAGAAAUCUACAGUUCUGCUGGCAAGACAUUAUUAUAGGACUGACAGAUACACGCCAAUGUCUGCAGCGGAGACUCAAGGGACAUCUGUACAUAUGUAAAUGACAAAUAGAGACAUGUUAACAGAAAUGCAUUCAUUUUCCUUGGAAUGUGCAUUGUUUUUAUUUCGCAGGAAAAAAAAAAAGCUUGAAGCUCCAUCUUAUGUGGAAAAUGAAUCCUGUUUGUUAGCGUUUGUGGAGUCUCGGCAUUCGUUUCACUUUCACUUCUGUAAUAUACUCUGAUCCUUCGUUUUGUUUUGUUUUAUCUACUUGUAAUAUUUAGCUUACGUGUACUAGUCUAUCACCUGUGUAUUUUUAGGGUGCUACAGAAAUAAUGAAGAAAAAUAAGGGGAUUACAAAAAAAGUAAAUUGUAACCAAAUUCAUACUUUGUACAAUUUUUGAUAUCGCGAUCAGAGGGGAAUUAAAAAAAAAAAAUACAAUCUGACGUAACACGCAAAAAUGGCCAUUGUCUUUGUUUGUACAUUGUAUGUACAGUACAAUGCAAUCAUUUCAUACUUUAAACUGGUCAGAAAAAAUAAUUGUGAUUUUUAGUCUUGCAAAACUGUAUGUAGUUAGAUGAUGUGACAACCUAAUAUUUAUCUAAUAAAUAUGUAUUCAGAUGAAACCUGUA